Messenger RNA from Sporisorium graminicola, 465 nucleotides. RefSeq lists its product as uncharacterized. Gene Ontology annotation, biological process: cytoplasmic translation. The record is from RefSeq and is a predicted model, not a curated record. Gene Ontology annotation, cellular component: cytosolic large ribosomal subunit. Bases 1 to 465 code for a protein of 154 amino acids. The transcript is spliced from 3 exons. Lineage: Eukaryota; Fungi; Basidiomycota; Ustilaginomycetes; Ustilaginales; Ustilaginaceae. Gene Ontology annotation, molecular function: mRNA binding; structural constituent of ribosome.
AUGAAGGUCGAGAUUUGCGCUUUCUCCCAAAGGAAGAUCUACCCUGGUAAGGGUCGUCUCUACGUUCGUGGCGACAACAAGGUCUUCCGCUUUGUCAGCUCAAAGAACGAGUCGCUCUUCCUGCAGCGCAAGAACCCCCGUAAGAUCGCCUGGACUGUCGUCUACCGCCGACUCCACAAGAAGGGUGUGACCGAGGAGGUCGCCAAGAAGCGCUCGCGCAAGACGGUUAAGCACCAGCGUGGUAUCGUGGGUGCCUCGCUCGAGCAGAUCAACGCUCGCCGAAACCAGAAGCCCGAGGUUCGUGCCGCCGCCCGCCAGGCCGCCGUUGCCAAGAGCAAGGAGGACAAGAAGGCCAAGGCCGAGGUUCGCAAGGCCAACAAGGCCAAGUCGGUCGGCGCCGGUGGUGCUGGUCCCCAGAUUUCGCGACAGCAGAUGAAGGGUGGUGCCGGUAAGGUCCGUGUCUAA